UGCAAAGUUAUUGAAUUCGAAAAAUUACAAACAUUUUAAAAAUGUGCAAUUAAAACUUUAAACUGAUUGAGUGUAUAGAAACCAUUUUAACAUUCUCUAAGAUGAGAAAAUUUACAUUUUUGUUACAUUGCAGAGAAUAAAUCAAAAUUUUAUGAAGAACACACGAAAUAUUGCGAAUGUGCUUCAUUCAUUCAUAUUUCAUACUAGAGAAUCGUUCAAAAAUGGUCACUAUUUUUAGAGUUCGGUGGGAGGGACCCAUUCUAAAAGUAGUUCCACGCACCAGAAGUCAAGAGGCACGCCGAGCAAUAAAUCCACGUGAACAAGCGGCUCAAGGUGGUGCUGCCCAAAUACUCUUUGGGCUUUGCCAUUUUCUCAAAAUACGAUAUUGCCAUCGACAGUUCCGUUUGGGUGUUCCAAUUCAAAACAUAUCUUUGUGCUGAACGACUUUCCGCAACAGCAAUGGAUAAAAGAUCUUUGAGGUGUCUCAUCUACUUAGUUCUCUUCUCCGCGGUUGUGGCACUGGAGGAAGAGAUCAGCCGGGGAUUAUCAAACAUGACCAGCAGUCCCGCGGAGCCUGAAACGGUUCCGAAACUACCCAGCGAGGUGCAAAAAGCCGUCUGUACUGUGACUGCGGGGGAGGUUAAGGCAUCUGCCGAGGCUGUCACCACAAAAACACUGAAAGGCGUCUGUGGAUCAGAUGAAAUGAACUUGGCCUUCCGGAAUCUGGAGAACAAACUUUAUGAAGAGCUCCGCGUGAUGAAACUGAUAUUGGUGCAUUUAGCCAAGUCCAAUGGUCUGAAGGUCAAUACCGCAAUGCCGACACCUCCACCCACUCCACCCACUCCACUUCCACCUGUGAAACCAACAAAUCCCGCCCCACUGCCUGCCCUCAAACCGAUAGAUCCGACUAAUUCCAAAACUGAGGAAAACGAAGUUGCCCCAGACUUUGGAGCCAAGAAGACGCCGACUCUGAAAAACCUGGAGACGAAUGGUAACCCAAAUCUGGGAGCUCGCGAUAAGGAAGUCGAUAAGUUCAAUAACACAGUGCUGGCUGAUAGGGAUGUAAAGUUAUUCACCUACUACUGGAAGUUGGAGAACGUUACGGAACUGAUAACGUCGCCUAAUUUGACCACAGUCAGUAGUCCCAUAUUCAGCUUUAAAGGCAAAUCCUUGCAACUCAAAUGCACCUUCCAUCACAUGAAUCGCGAGCUGCUGAACCUGCAACUAGGAUAUGGCAUCUUUAAUCCGCAAUCAAAGCCCGGCCAAAGCAACAACGUAUUGAUAGAAAUGGGCGGAAUCUUUCAGAAUACCAAGUGGAACGAGGAUGUGCAGGUAAAGCAUAAGAUUUCCAUACUGGAUCAGAGCGUACGGAUGACGCAGGACCUCAGUUCACCCGCGUUGAGCAAGCUGGACAUGGGCUUUGCCAUUCCGAACAGCGUGCUCCUGGGCAGCUCCUACAUCAAGCAGAACGCUCUUUUGAUUCAGAUUCUUUUAUAUUUGUGAAUGACAGAACAACGUUUGUAUCCGGUUGGGCAAUUAAAACAAGAGAGACCAAAACCAUGUGCUAUGUAAAAA
Drosophila biarmipes is the source of this 1575-nucleotide messenger RNA. RefSeq lists its product as uncharacterized. The record is from RefSeq and is a predicted model, not a curated record. The coding region runs from base 460 to 1503 and encodes 347 amino acids. Lineage: Eukaryota; Metazoa; Arthropoda; Insecta; Diptera; Drosophilidae. The transcript has 3 exons.